AUGCCUUCCAUAAUAUCCAUCGCCGUGCUCUUCGGUCUUUCAAAUCUCGUUUCUUACAUUCCCACAUGUACAGAUUGUGAGAAAUGGACGACACGCUCUGGUGUUACCCCAGCGUACUUCAUUACCCAUUUUAAAAUGGCAUGUGAAGAAGGAAUAGUUCUCGAUUGUGCUGGCGAAGCGCCAUACUCUAUGACAAUAAACUACACACCUCCUGAUGCCAGCAAAGAAGAGCAAGGUCCAGCGGUAUAUGAUGCGUCAUGCUCUGGAUUGACUGGCCUUACGACGGAUUACGUGGCAUGCAAUGCUCCAUAUAGUUGGGUAACAACUGCGGUUGGGUUUAGUGGAGAUGUGAAAGUUAGAAUGGAAUUCAAGGCGAAUGGACAUAGUUGGGAUGGGAAAGGAUCGUAUGAUAUACAGGGAGUUGAAGAUAGUUUCUUGAUAAAGCCGGAUUUGUCGAGGGAUUGGAUUUAA
Messenger RNA from Botrytis porri, 471 nucleotides. RefSeq lists its product as uncharacterized. Lineage: Eukaryota; Fungi; Ascomycota; Leotiomycetes; Helotiales; Sclerotiniaceae. The coding region runs from base 1 to 471 and encodes 156 amino acids. The transcript has a single exon. The record is from RefSeq and is a predicted model, not a curated record.